This is a messenger RNA of Bipolaris sorokiniana ND90Pr, 1665 nucleotides long. RefSeq lists its product as uncharacterized. Bases 1 to 1665 code for a protein of 554 amino acids. Gene Ontology annotation, cellular component: mitochondrion. NCBI's taxonomy places the organism in Eukaryota, Fungi, Ascomycota, Dothideomycetes, Pleosporales, Pleosporaceae. The record is from RefSeq and is a predicted model, not a curated record. The transcript has 5 exons.
AUGCAGUCACUCCGCCGGACAGCAGUGGCUGCUGCCCGCACGAGCCGAACUCCGCUGUCGCGCCAAUCGCGCCGCUACGCCCACGACGAAGCUCAUGGCCACGCAAGCCCGGCCGUCGACGAGCCCAUGGGUUGGGGUUUCUGGGGCACAAUCGGCGUUAUCCCCGCAGGCCUGGCCCUAUACAGCAUCUCGCGCACCGACGGCGAUGACAGCAAGCCGUACUUUACCCGUUUGAUUUCCGAUGCGACAACCGGAUUGCACGACAAGUGGACUGCGCAGAACGAUCUGCACGUGAGGAUGAUUGAGCAAGCGGGCGAGGACCGAGUGCUGUUUCUGAACACGAAGCCGCAGGAGCACGUUGAGAUGAAGUUUCCAGAGAUUAUGAAUGUUGGAUCUCCGUACAACGUUCCUGCUGGAAGCCAGGUCCAAAUGGACAAGGUGAUUGAAAAGUACAAGAAACUGGCUUAUGAAGACAAUGAGCGGAAGCUGGAGAAGCUGAGGAACAACGACAUCUCGUCAGAGAAGCCAUUCGAGGGCAAGACGCGCGUGAAGAAGGCCCCCGAUAUAGUUUUUUUUACAGGAAGUGUACAUAGUCGGGGAAAAUUGAUAUCCGCCUUUCACUUGCGAUGCGCUUUUCAUGCUGACUUGUGUCACAAAGAUUCUGUUCCUUAUCUGCCCGAACUCAAUUUCAGCCGCGUUCUCCAGAGAAAUGACAUGAACGGUUCAGCUUGGCCUGACGACGCUCUUCGCACUGCGAACGCAACCCCCAUACGCUCCAAGUCCCCGGCUGUCAUGCCCUCGUAUACGUCACCUCGCAACGUCUCAGGUCCCUUCGCCGUAGACAAGGCCCCAAUGGCUACCGACGAGAACAACUCCUGGGCCCGCCCAAAUCACCACAGCACGCCAAACUCAAAGACAUCGCAGUACAUUGACAAGAUCACCCAAGAAAACGACCGCCUGCGGCGAGAACUACUUGCCGAGAAGUUGGCCAGAGAAGAUGAAGCCAAGCGCGUAUCUGCCGCCCAAACCAGAGCCGAAGACUCGCGUGCCGAGUACCAGCACCUCCAAGUCCUUGCUGACACAAACGCGCGCGCCAUAGAGCGGAAGGACCGGAAGCUGGAAGAGCUCAGGGCCACGCUCGACACCGAGAUCCGCCGGCGCAAGAUGGCAGAGCAGAGAGCCGAGGAAGCCCUCAAGAUGCUGGGCGACACUAGGUCAGAGACGCAGCGACAGCUGGCACAGGCGUACGAAAUGAAGGGUCUGGCAGACACCAACCUCGAGACGGCACGCGACGGCUUCAAGCGCAUCAGCGACGGCUACGAGAACAAGGUCCGCCUCAUCAACCAGGAACUGAACGAGCUGCGACGCAAGCGACUAGAAGACGCCGAUAAGAUCAAGCGCCAGGCUAUCAUAAGCGAUCAGCUACAACACGAGUCAUCCCGCUCCACCCGAACCGAGGCCAAGCUCACCAACCUCAUGGAAGCAUACAAGAAGGAGCACCGCAAGGAAAUGGACGCCCUUAUCGCCGAAGCAGAGAGGCUGCGACGCGCGUUGCCAGAAAAGGAGCGCGAGGCUCAGAAGCUGGUAGACGCCAUGGUCGAGACGCGCGACAAAAUGCGGUGGGUCAUGACACAGCAUGAGCGCCAGACAGCCAGUCAGUCUUAA